AAUUUCGGAGUCGUCAUCUUCCUCUUCGCCCAGAUUCACUUCCUUCGAGAAGAUUCGCAUCAUUUCCCCAGUUAUGGAUUGGCAAGGACAGAAACUAGCGGAGCAGCUGAUGCAGAUCCUGCUCUUGAUCGCCGCCGUUGUGGCGUUCGUCGUUGGUUACACGACGGCGUCGUUUAGGACGAUGAUGUUGAUUUACGCGGGAGGGGUUGGUGUCACGACGUUGAUCACGGUGCCGAACUGGCCAUUCUUUAACCGUCAUCCACUCAAGUGGUUGGAACCAAGUGAAGCGGAGAAGCAUCCUAAACCGGAAGUCGUUGUUAGCUCGAAGAAGAAGUCAUCUAAAAAGUAGCAAAUCGUCUUUUGUAAUCUCUCUUUUUUUUCUAGACCUUUGAUAUAAAAAAAAAAGACAUGUUCUGGAUUUUGCUUAUGAAUAAGAUAGUCUAAAUGACAUAAUAAUUUCGAUUGA
Molecule: messenger RNA, 466 nt
Organism: Brassica napus (rape)
Lineage: Eukaryota; Viridiplantae; Streptophyta; Magnoliopsida; Brassicales; Brassicaceae
Product: signal peptidase complex subunit 1-like
Exons: 2
Coding region: 74-349 (91 amino acids)
Biological process (GO): protein targeting to ER
Cellular component (GO): endoplasmic reticulum membrane; signal peptidase complex
Source: RefSeq, a predicted model, not a curated record